Molecule: messenger RNA, 3373 nt
Organism: Phlebotomus argentipes
Lineage: Eukaryota; Metazoa; Arthropoda; Insecta; Diptera; Psychodidae
Exons: 8
Source: RefSeq, a predicted model, not a curated record
UGGGAACUUCUUCAAUCUGAGGUCCUUCCUCUGGGAAUUCUUCGUCAACGGGCCUUGGCUCCUGGACUUCGGUGACCUUCUCGAUGAUUUCGACAACGCCACCCUUCUUGGUCUUCUUGAUGAUCUUCUUCUUUUUCUUCUUGCCAGGUUGCUCCUUGUCUUCAAUGAUCUCUUCGGUAGUGACGGUCUCCUCAGUGGGAACUUCUUCAAUCUGAGGUCCUUCCUCUGGGAAUUCUUCGUCAACGGGCCUUGGCUCCUGGACUUCGGUGACCUUCUCGAUGAUUUCGACAACGCCACCCUUCUUGGUCUUCUUGAUGAUCUUCUUCUUUUUCUUCUUGCCAGGUUCCUCCUUGUCUUCAAUGAUCUCUUCGGUAGUGACGGUCUCCUCAGUGGGAACUUCUUCAAUCUGAGGUCCUUCCUCUGGGAAUUCUUCGUCAACGGGCCUUGGCUCCUGGACUUCGGUGACCUUCUCGAUGAUUUCGACAACGCCACCCUUCUUGGUCUUCUUGAUGAUCUUCUUCUUUUUCUUCUUGCCAGGUUGCUCCUUGUCUUCAAUGAUCUCUUCGGUAGUGACGGUCUCCUCAGUGGGAACUUCUUCAAUCUGAGGUCCUUCCUCUGGGAAUUCUUCGUCAACGGGCCUUGGCUCCUGGACUUCGGUGACCUUCUCGAUGAUUUCGACAACGCCACCCUUCUUGGUCUUCUUGAUGAUCUUCUUCUUUUUCUUCUUGCCAGGUUGCUCCUUGUCUUCAAUGAUCUCUUCGGUAGUGACGGUCUCCUCAGUGGGAACUUCUUCAAUCUGAGGUCCUUCCUCUGGGAAUUCUUCGUCAACGGGCCUUGGCUCCUGGACUUCGGUGACCUUCUCGAUGAUUUCGACAACGCCACCCUUCUUGGUCUUCUUGAUGAUCUUCUUCUUUUUCUUCUUGCCAGGUUGCUCCUUGUCUUCAAUGAUCUCUUCGGUAGUGACGGUCUCCUCAGUGGGAACUUCUUCAAUCUGAGGUCCUUCCUCUGGGAAUUCUUCGUCAACGGGCCUUGGCUCCUGGACUUCGGUGACCUUCUCGAUGAUUUCGACAACGCCACCCUUCUUGGUCUUCUUGAUGAUCUUCUUCUUUUUCUUCUUGCCAGGUUGCUCCUUGUCUUCAAUGAUCUCUUCGGUAGUGACGGUCUCCUCAGUGGGAACUUCUUCAAUCUGAGGUCCUUCCUCUGGGAAUUCUUCGUCAACGGGCCUUGGCUCCUGGACUUCGGUGACCUUCUCGAUGAUUUCGACAACGCCACCCUUCUUGGUCUUCUUGAUGAUCUUCUUCUUUUUCUUCUUGCCAGGUUGCUCCUUGUCUUCAAUGAUCUCUUCGGUAGUGACGGUCUCCUCAGUGGGAACUUCUUCAAUCUGAGGUCCUUCCUCUGGGAAUUCUUCGUCAACGGGCCUUGGCUCCUGGACUUCAGUGACCUUCUCGAUGAUUUCGACAACGCCACCCUUCUUGGGUGCUCCUUGUUCUUCAAUGAUCUCUUCGUAGUGACGUCCUUCCUCAGUGGUGAAUCUUCAUCUGAGGUCCUUCUUAUGGAAUUCUUCGUCAACGGGGUCCUCUUGUCUUCAAUGAUCUAUUCGGCAGUGACGGUCUCCUCAGCUGGGAACUUACUUCAAUUGAGGUCCUUCCUCUGGGAAUUCUUCGUCAACGGGCCUUGGCUCCGGGACUUCAGUGACCUUCUCGAUGAUUUCGACAACGCCACCCUUCUUGGUCUUCUUGAUGAUCUUCUUCUUUUUCUUCUUGCCAGGUUGCUCCUUGUCUUCAAUGAUCUCUUCGGUAGUGACGGUCUCCUCAGUGGGAACUUCUUCAAUCUGAGGUCCUUCCUCUGGGAAUUCUUCGUCAACGGGCCUUGGCUCCUGGACUUCGGUGACCUUCUCGAUGAUUUCGACAACGCCACCUUUCUUGGUUUUCUUGAUGAUCUUCUUCUUUUUCUUCUUGCCAGGUUCCUCCUUGUCUUCAAUGAUCUCUUCGGUAGUGACGGUCUCCUCAGUGGGAACUUCUUCAAUCUGAGGUCCUUCCUCUGGGAAUUCUUCGUCAACGGGCCUUGGCUCCUGGACUUCGGUGACCUUCUCGAUGAUUUCGACAACGCCACCCUACUUGGUCUUCUUGAUGAUCUUCUUCUUUUUCUUCUUGCCAGGUUGCUCCUUGUCUUCAAUGAUCUCUUCGGUAGUGACGGUCUCCUCAGUGGGAACUUCUUCAAUCUGAGGUCCUUCCUCUGGGAAUUCUUCGUCAACGGGCCUUGGCUCCGGGAAUUCAGUGACCUUCUCGAUGAUUUCGACAACGCCACCCUUCUUGGUCUUCUUGAUGAUCUUCUUCUUUUUCUUCUUGCCAGGUUGCUCCUUGUCUUCAAUGAUCUCUUCGGUAGUGACGGUCUCCUCAGUGGGAACUUCUUCAAUCUGAGGUCCUUCCUCUGGGAAUUCUUCGUCAACGGGCCUUGGCUCCGGGACUUCAGUGACCUUCUCGAUGAUUUCGACAACGCCACCCUUCUUGGUCUUCUUGAUGAUCUUCUUCUUUUUCUUCUUGCCAGGUUGCUCCUUGUCUUCAAUGAUCUCUUCGGUAGUGACUGUCUCCUCAGUGGGAACUUCUUCAAUCUGAGGUCCUUCCUCUGGGAAUUCUUCGUCAACGGGCCUUGGCUCCUGGACUUCGGUGACCUUCUCGAUGAUUUCGACAACGCCACCCUUCUUGGUCUUCUUGAUGAUAUUCUUCUUUUUCUUCUUGCCAGGUUGCUCCUUGUCUUCAAUGAUCUCUUCGGUAGUGACGGUCUCCUCAGUGGGAACUUCUUCAAUCUGAGGUCCUUCCUCUGGGAAUUCUUCGUCAACGGGCCUUUGCUCCUGGACUUCGGUGACCUUCUCGAUGAUUUCGACAACGCCACCCUUCUUGGUCUUCUUGAUGAUCUUCUUCUUUUUCUUCUUGCCAGGUUGCUCCUUGUCUUCAAUGAUCUCUUCGGUAGUGACGGUCUCCUCAGUGGGAACUUCUUCAAUCUGAGGUCCUUCUUCUGGGAAUUCUUCGUCAACGGGCCUUGGCUCCUGGACUUCGGUGACCUUCUCGAUGAUUUCGACAACGCCACCCUUCUUGGUCUUCUUGAUGAUCUUCUUCUUUUUCUUCUUGCCAGGUUCCUCUUUGUCCUCAAUGAUUUGCUCUGUGAUUUCUAUAUCCUCGAUUUCUUCUUGAAUGUCCCUGUCUUUUGUGUGAUCUGUGUGUGUAAUUUUUUCUUUCUGUUUUUUCCUUAUUCGCUCUGGUUUUGUUUCUUUUGUCGACUUGUCUUCCAAUUCGAUUUUGCGGUUGUCUUCUUCAAUUUGGUCUGCAAAAUUUUUUUUCAAGAAUAUAGGUGUGAACAGAGAAAUCUACGCUAG